Molecule: messenger RNA, 849 nt
Organism: Daldinia caldariorum
Lineage: Eukaryota; Fungi; Ascomycota; Sordariomycetes; Xylariales; Hypoxylaceae
Exons: 2
Coding region: 1-849 (282 amino acids)
Source: RefSeq, a predicted model, not a curated record
AUGACCGCAAAUUCACUCCUUUUCGCCUUCGUGGCGGCGUCUUCUGUCGUGGGAUGGGGGAUUAAUCCUACGGUUUCUAGCGGAAUGCAACGACCCUACGACCACGAGCAGCUCGCUAGCCGAUGUCACUGUUUAUCAAGCUGCCACCACUUCUCGGGCUCCGUCAAGAUCGUCGACAACGACCCAGUUGCCAAUGCUGUGAACUUGCGAGAGAUCCACAUUUUGGAUCUCGAGACUGUUGGCGGGGAUUUGAUCCUUGAGAAUCCCCCCUCGCUGGUUUCGUUAAAAGGCGACAAUCUGAAAAGGAUUGAUGGUACCUUUCGGAUGCACAACGUCAUCCAACUGGCGGCACUUCGGUUUCCGCAGCUCGAGAGCAUAGGUCCGAUAGAUUGGUUUACUCUUCGGUCCCUGGGAGUAUUUUCCUUUUCGCAUAGCGGCGUGUCCAUAGCCGAGAAUGGGAAUAUCUCUAUUAGCAACACCUUUUUGCGACUUGUGGAGAAUAUCAAUUCUCCUUCCGUCGCAGAUCUCGUGGUAACAUAUAAUUACCGUCUCAUCAUUCUUAGCCUGGCGGUAAAUAACGUGACCGGGAGCAUUGCUAUUGAGAAUGACGAGCAUCUUACCGUCAAUCUCCCGAAUUUUGAGCAUGUCGGGAACUUAUCUGUUAGUAAUGUGUUUAAACUCGGGGUUCCAUCCCUGAGGACUGUCGCCGGACCAGCACUGUUCAACAGCAAUCGUUUCAACUAUCUAAAUACUUCCGCUCUGACAACGGUGUCCAGAGAGAUGACAUACGCCGACAAUGAUGAAAUAGUUGACAUUUCUUUCCCAGCUUUAGCAUCUGUUGGAGGCUAG